AAUUGGCAAGCCAUUCUGCCUCUGUUCCUCCUGCUUGCUUAUCCCAUAUAAGCCCUACACCACCAGAGAUCAGAGCCUGACAUUCUGAGAAUGAUCCUAGUCAGUGUCCAUCGAAGUAAAUAAAUUUGCCUCCAAAUCCUGGGUGUUGUUGUGGUGUUUCAUUUGCUGUUGCACUCCAAGGCUUUUGACUAUAAAUCUAAUGGUUGUCUUUCUGGGGAACUGAUGAUGAUAGAUAUUUUCCUGUCAGCUUCACAGGCAUUCAUUUACCUUACAUUAGAUGUUUGUGCUUUGUACACAGAACAUUACAUUAUUCUAAUGUGAGGUUGUAACAUCACUUUGAGACCAGUGAGUAUCUACAGAAAAAAGAAUUGGAUAUGUUGAGUGUAGACAUCAUAAGAUCUUUAAAAAGAAAAGGUAUUAUAGAUUCUCAGAACAGAAACAAAAAAGGAUUUUGAAGCAUCCUACAGGUUUUACUUUCUACAAACCUAAGUGUCAACCUCUAUAACCCACAUUAGAAAUUUUGUAAGCUUUUACUUUUUGAUGAAAAACAGGAGGUCCUUGCAGCCAAGAGUGAGGAGGCCAAGGUAGAGGUGGCCGGCUGUGCCUGGGCCCAUCAGUCCUGUGACUGCACAGGGGCCAGUGUGAGGUCACAGCGCUUAGCUGUAUAUACAGCUGUGGCUUGGCUGGGGUUUUCAUCCCAGAGAUCUCUUGCGGGUGAUCUGGGAUUUGUGCGCGGAGUGUGGUUGGUGAUUGAUUUGGUGGUGUGGAGAGUAUAGAUUUUGUUUAUAGCGUGAUGUCCAGUGUGGGUGGUGAGUGUGGCGAGGGAACAUCAUGGCGGGUCCUCAAGACCGGGUCCCACAGAGGCAGCGUCAUGAAAGAUUACGCAGUGCUGCGCCCCCUCGGCCGGGGAGGCUUUGGCACCGUACUGCUGGCAGAACAUCGUGGCACAGGGAUGCUGGUGGCGGUAAAGGUUUUGGAGAAGAACAAACUGAAGCUGACCUCCACAACAUCAGAGGUCAAGAUCCUAAAGGACCUCCAGCAUCCCAACAUUGUCCAGCUAUUAGAAGUACUCGAAACUGAGCGUGAAUUACUCCUGGUCCUGGAGUACGUGAGGGGGAGAGACCUGUGGCGGUACAUCGCCAAGACUGGCAGGGGCAGGCUGCUGGAGGAGGAGGCGCGGGCGCUGUUCCGAGAGCUCGUGGAGGCCGUGCAGUACUGCCAUGACCUGGGGAUUGUGCACGGGGACCUCAAACCAGGAAACAUCUUAAUGGACACUGAGGGCCACCCCAAGCUCAGUGACUUCGGCUUGGGGUUCAGGUUCCAGCCCAGCCAGAAGGUGACCGCACCUGGGGGCACAUUAUACUACUGUGCCCCUGAGGUCUUCUUGAAAAAAAAACACCAAGGCCCACCAGUGGACGCUUGGUCUCUCGGAAUUACUUUAUAUGAGAUGGUAGCUGGGUACCGCCCAUUUCUUGGAAAGAAACAACAGGUGAUACAGAAGGCCCUGGGACGAAGAUACAUUUUCCCCGCCUUCUUCUCCACAGAGCUGAAAAGCUUAAUCUCAGAGCUCCUCACCCCCAACCCCAGCAUGCGCCCUACCUUAAGCCAGGUGUUGCAGCACGGGUGGCUCUGCGGUGCACCUUCCCCUAGUCGUCCCCUGAAGACACUCCCCAAGAGCACGAAGACCUUGAUCCUGAACAUCAUGGCUGGGAUGGGGUAUAACCCACUGAAAGUCAUCGAUGCUAUGAGGCAUAAGAAAUUCAACCAACAGAUGGUGACCUUCCUGCUGCUACAGGGGCAGGCACUCCGGGGGCUUGGCAUCAGAGUUCAAGUGAAGCCUCUGCAUCCAGCUGAAGACGUGGAUGCAAAGAAAGUGCCACCAUCCUCCCCAGAUCAGGACCCCUCCUCUCCGCUCCCAAAAAGGAGGGCCAGCGAGCCUGCUGCCUGCACGGGGCCCCUCUUCCCCGGGGUGAAGCUUCCAGGGCAGCAGGGUGACAGAGGCUCCCUGCCCCUCCUUCCCAUCUCCAGGAUCCCCGCUCGCAGUGUGUCCUGCCAGCCCAACCCUGUAUCUCCCAACCUACACUGCCCACUGAGCCCUGGGAUCCUCAGCAGAGCCUGCCAGCCCAGUCCUGGGGCCUCCCACUCCAGCUUGUGGGCCAAGGAAGCCCUGGCCCGCAGUGGGAGGCGGGGCUGGAAGGCGGUGAAGAGGAGGAUCACAGGCUGCCUGCAGGCCCUGUGCUGCUGCCCCCUGCCAUCCUGGGGCCGCCGCCUAUCCAAGGUGGCUCCAUUGUAAAAAGGACAGCAGAGACCCACAGGACAUUCAAGGAGGCCGAGCGGUCCAGUGCAGAUCCACCAUCCCUCCCCUGCACUUGGACGUCCGGCCAACGGGAUCCGCCGCGGGAGGAGGCCGCAGUGAGUCACCUGCAGCCCUUUGUCGGGGGAGCUGGAGGGGAGAGGGGGAGGCCCUGUCACCAGUGCACCCUGCGGGGGAAGCGGGUGCGCAGCCCGGGAAGGCU
Chinchilla lanigera (long-tailed chinchilla) is the source of this 2516-nucleotide messenger RNA. RefSeq names its product sperm motility kinase 2B-like. Gene Ontology annotation, cellular component: cytoplasm. The record is from RefSeq and is a predicted model, not a curated record. The transcript has 2 exons. The coding region runs from base 794 to 2293 and encodes 499 amino acids. NCBI's taxonomy places the organism in Eukaryota, Metazoa, Chordata, Mammalia, Rodentia, Chinchillidae. Gene Ontology annotation, molecular function: ATP binding; protein serine/threonine kinase activity. Gene Ontology annotation, biological process: intracellular signal transduction; protein phosphorylation.